Malaya genurostris is the source of this 1996-nucleotide messenger RNA. Its product is annotated as DALR anticodon-binding domain-containing protein 3. Bases 69 to 1247 code for a protein of 392 amino acids. Lineage: Eukaryota; Metazoa; Arthropoda; Insecta; Diptera; Culicidae. Gene Ontology annotation, molecular function: arginine-tRNA ligase activity; tRNA binding; ATP binding. Gene Ontology annotation, biological process: arginyl-tRNA aminoacylation; tRNA C3-cytosine methylation. The transcript has 5 exons. The record is from RefSeq and is a predicted model, not a curated record.
UCAAAAUAAUUAUUGUUAUGUAGUUAUGUUGAAAUAUGGUAAAUGCUAUACGAUAGUAUUCAUUUGCAAUGGAAGUUUUGCGAAACCUUCAACAACAGUUGGCAAAAUUUUUACAGCAUAACUUGAACUUAAAUAGGUUUGUAUUGAGGUAUCAAAACAAGCAGCUAGCAGAAAGUGGCGAUAUCUUAAUUAAACAGAAUGAGUUCCAAAAUUUCAACGAAGAAGAACUAGCUACAUUGGUCUCCGUUAGUAAAGAAUGGGAAAUCUCCGUAAAGACAGCACAGCUGACAAGUACUGCAAGUAUCAGUUUAUUUCUGAGUAGAGAUAGAGUAUAUCGGGCAUUCAUCCAAAAAUGCACGGAAAGUGGUUUUGCAGGGACAGCUCGUGAUAAACAGAUACUUUUAAUUUGUGAUAUCGAUGAAAAUCAGAAUAAUCUGUCGAUGGUAGAUUUUAGAAUAUUGUCUGUUAAAAAUGUGGCAAGUAAUUUGUUACGGUUUGAUGGUUACAAAGUAUCCAAAGAGUUUAAUGAUGGUGUGCAAACCAUGAGCAUAACCAGAAAUCGCUCUAAACAAUCUACAGAUAGUUAUGAAAUCCUGUGUGGCUCAGUGGCUACAUGCGGAAUUACUGCUGAUGAAUAUAUCAGGAAACGUGCCAACGACAUGCAGUUAAUCGCUCAGCACAAGUAUGGGAUUCGCGUUAAAGACCAUCGUCGUUUUCAAAAUACGAUUAUUAGUCUCGGUCGAUCUGCAGCCAUCGUAGAUAUGCUGGAAGCAAAAGCAUCCAGUCCAAUUGAUAUAAGAAAGAACAAUAAUCAAUCUAGUAAAGGAGCCCAGUUUGUCUUGUACAACUACGCUCGUUUAUCAGUACUGUUUAAAACUUUUGAGGAAAAACAAAAAACGAACUAUUAUCCACAGUUACCAUUAAUAAUAGAUAUCGAUUUUAAGCUACUUAAGGAAGAGGACGAGUGGCAAUUGUUUUGGGUUUAUGUAGCUGGUUUUCCCACUAUGAUCAAUCAAGCCUUAGGAGACGGUCAAUUAAGUAGAUUGGCUCCUCAUGUAGUGCUUAGUUUCACCUCGAGUCUGGUGAUAUGCCUCAGCAAAUAUUAUCGACGCAUACGAAUACUAACGGAAAAUCGUCAACACCUUCUACCAACUAUGUUUGCACGAAUUUAUCUAUUACAAACGGUGUACAAUGUAUUAUCCACUUUGCUACAAUUACUGAACUUAGAGCCUGUAACAGAGAUGUAAAAUGAUUUUCUACGACUUUCUCUCAAAAAUCAUUCCCCAGAAAAUAAAACAUUGAACUCCAGAAAAUUAUCAGCGAAGUAAUUGAUAUUGCUGCUGGAGAAACUUGUAGCAGAAUGUAUCAAUUCCUAGAAAGUCAUGGACCACAAUAAGCAAAUACCCAGGAACCCAGAAAAAAGUAGUAAUGUACAUCAUUUGGACAAGGAUCUGAGUCACGGCCAAUGACUCAACACUAUGAUAUUCCUUCUUAUAAUCAAAAACCUCAACUUGACGCAUUUUUAAAUCGUGUAUUGAAAAACUUGCACGCCUUUCAUUUUAAAGGAUAUGUAACUUGUUUAAUGUUUGAUUUUGACAUUUUGCCCUUCUAAUGUGAAAAUCGUUAACCAGGCGAAUGUGUCCUUAUAGUUUCUAUAUAUUACAUUUUGGUGGGGAAAGGGUUCCAAUCAGCUUUUUACAGCCCUGUCCAAAACGUAUUGCCCUCCCCGUUAAUUUGUAUCAGGCCGAAUUAGCGCAUGCGCGCCAUAUAAACGCCUCUUUCAAUAUGAGGAAAUUAUAUUAUUACCCAAUAGUUUCUAUUAUUUAUUCAUGUUGGUUUUCUUACCUUUGGUCAUAGUUUAUAUUCUGUUUUACCUUAAUUCCAGUGUUCUAUUCAAUUGUGUUUCGUAAGUGUCUUUUGUUUUCCUUCUAUUUUAUUUCCAUUCCGUACUUUUGCUGAUGUUAUUUUAUUCCCUGAAAUGUAAAAGUUAGUUGUA